ACCCUACUUCUUUUUUCUUGAUUUACUCUUAAACUACAAAAUGCCUACUACAUUGUCCUCAAAUUUUUCCAACAAUAUUAAAGAAUUUGUAGUAAAUGAAGGCAAUGGAGUAAAGGGUUUAUCAGAAUUAGGACUUAAAACCCUACCAAAACAAUAUAUUCAACCACUCGAAGAACGAAUUACUACGAGCACAAUAAUCGUCGAUGAUUCUAUCCCGAUCAUCGAUAUGUCCAAUUGGGACGAAAAUAAUACUAAAGUUUGUGAAAAAAUAUGUAAUGCAGCUGAAAAAUGGGGAUUUUUUCAGAUUAUUAAUCAUGGAAUUCCCCUUGAAGUUCUUGAUGCUGUUAAGGAUGCAACUUAUAGGUUUUUCAGACAGUCUGCAGAGAAGAAGAAUAAGCAUUCUAAGGAAAAUUCAACAACAAAUAACGUAAGAUAUGGAACAAGUUUUACACCUCAAGCUGAAAAAGCUUUGGAAUGGAAAGAUUAUCUUAGUCUUUUCUAUGUUUCUGAUGAUGAAGCUGCUGCCCUUUGGCCUUCUGCAUGCAGGGAUGAAUCACUAGAAUUCUUGAGAAAUUCUGAUAUUGUAAUCAAGAAACUUUUGAAGGCACUUAUGAAAGGACUAAACAUAAAUCAGAUAGACCAAACUAAAGAAUCACUUUUAAUGGGUUCAAAAAGGAUUAAUCUUAAUUACUAUCCUAAAUGUCCUAAUCCUGAAUUAACAGUGGGAGUAGGUCGUCAUUCUGAUGUUUCAACAUUAACCAUUCUUCUUCAAGAUAAUAUUGGAGGACUUUACGUAAAAAAAUUGGACAGUAAUUCUUGGGUUCAUGUCCCACCAAUUGAUGGAGCAAUUGUGAUUAAUAUUGGUGAUGCACUUCAACUUAUGAGUAAUGGAAAAUACAAGAGUAUUGAGCAUCGAGUUAUGGCUAAUGGAUGCAAUAAUAGGAUUUCAGUGCCUAUUUUUGUAAAUCCUAAACCUAAUGAUUUGAUUGGUCCUUUGCCUGAAGUGAUUAAGAAUGGAGAGAAGGCAAUUUACAAGCAAGUUUUAUAUUCAGAUUAUGUCAAGCAUUUCUUUAGAAAAGCUCAUAAUGGAAAAGAAACUGUUGAUUUUGCUAAGAUUAAUUAA
This is a messenger RNA of Nicotiana tabacum (common tobacco), 1123 nucleotides long. Its product is annotated as feruloyl CoA ortho-hydroxylase F6H1-3-like. The record is from RefSeq and is a predicted model, not a curated record. Lineage: Eukaryota; Viridiplantae; Streptophyta; Magnoliopsida; Solanales; Solanaceae.